Molecule: messenger RNA, 1458 nt
Organism: Myiozetetes cayanensis
Lineage: Eukaryota; Metazoa; Chordata; Aves; Passeriformes; Tyrannidae
Gene: YRDC
Product: yrdC N6-threonylcarbamoyltransferase domain containing
Exons: 6
Coding region: 15-770 (251 amino acids)
Biological process (GO): regulation of translational fidelity
Cellular component (GO): cytoplasm
Molecular function (GO): double-stranded RNA binding; tRNA binding; nucleotidyltransferase activity
Source: RefSeq, a predicted model, not a curated record
UCGGAAGUGCCCGCAUGGCGCGGGCGGCGCGGGCGCUGGCGCGGGCUGUGGAAAGAGCGGCGGGGCCGGGGCUGGACCGGGCUCGCCUGGUGCCGCUGCCGCCCGGCGGCGCGGCCGGGCCCGACCCGCACGGCUGGCGAGAGGCGGUGGCGGCCGCGGCCGGCGCGCUGCAGGCGGGCGGGAUGGUGGCGGUGCCCACGGACACGGUGUACGGCGUGGCCUGCCUGGCUCAGGACUCGGCCGCCGUGCGCAGCAUCUACAGCCUGAAGGGGCGGAACGGCGCGAAGCCCCUCGCCAUCUGCCUCGGGGACGUGGAGCGGCUCUACAGGUACUGCCACGUGAACGUGCCGGACGAGCUGCUGCGGGACCUGCUUCCAGGACCGGUGACGCUGGUCCUGCAGCGUUCAGAAGAACUGAAUAAAGACCUGAAUCCUUUCACAUCGCUGGUUGGUGUUCGUAUUCCAAACCACUCCUUUAUGAGGGACCUGGCACGUGCCUGCUCGGGACCACUGGCUUUGACAAGCGCCAACAUCAGCUCCAAGGGCAGCACCCUGACCGUGUCGGAAUUUCAGGACCUGUGGCCUCAGUUGUCCUUGAUCGUCGAUGGAGGCCCCAUAGGGGACAUCUGGAGCCCAGAGUGUCGCUUGGGGUCGACUGUGGUUGACUUAUCUGUGUCAGGGAAGUUCUCCAUCAUCCGUCCUGGCUGUGCACUGACACCCACAGUUGAAAUCCUGAGGCAGAAGUAUGGCUUGGUACCGGAGUCUUCCUAACCCUUGGGAUUGGGAGCUGCUGGAGCUGGGCACCAUGUGCCUGUGCACUCAGAAGUGGGUGUUUGUGGCCUUGUUUAAUAAGGUCGAUGGGUUAUGUCAAGGUGAAUAAAUAAAAGAUUAAAAAAAUUAAUUAAAAAGUCCUUUUGAGCUCUCUGUGCUGCUGUACCAUUCCCAAAUGUCUGUUCUGUUAUCCUGAUUAGGCCUUGUGAAUAUAAUGCUUGGAAUGUUGGACUGAUGAGGUGGGGAAGGCCCUGUCUGCCCCACCCUCCCCAAGCGCUGAUUCCAUGUUUGUAGUCAUUGCAUCUGCACUGUAAGGAAAGCAAAAACGGAAUAGAGGGGUUUGGGGCUUUCAGGGUGUUACAGCUGUAAUGUUCUCUGGUUAUGUUCAAAUUCAUGGAGUGAUGGUUGAAACAAACAACACCAGGCCAGGCUGCCUGGGCCAGGGCUGGUACCAGAGGUGAAGCUGCUCAGUGUGUGACCCUUUCUGACCCUGGUGAAGCCAUGGGGAUUCUGCUGUCUGAAGAGUCCCCAGACAGGGACAGGUUUUCCUCCGUCACUGCAAACAGAGAUCUGUGAGGCCACUGCUAGCCCUCGUUCUGCUUCCCACUACAACAGAAAACAGACUUGGGCUAAUUAAGCUGGAAACACAACAUUGCAAUUUGCAGCUGAUUAAAUCUUUCAAACAAUA